AUGUUACAAGUGACCCACAAGACGUUGCUACUGCAUUUUCGAUUUCGUGUUGUUAUAGGAGAUAGUAAGAUAGAAAGUGAAAAGAACAUUUCGUUCAAUGUAGAAUCAGAAAAUCUCGUGGAAGACGUGAUCCUUCCUAGUUCAAAUAAGUCAAACGCCUAUGAAGUGAAUAAAUCAGAAGAGGACCUCACGUAUCCAGAAAAUUGUAACAAGACCGAUAACAACAUUAUUAGCACUGACCAAACCGAACUUGUGGAACAAGACAAAGACUACGAAAUUCAUCCUAGUACCAGUAGCUAUAAAGACAAACACUAUGAAAAUGCCGGUACCUAUCCAUCCGAAGAUGACGAUGAUUCUGUCCGUGAUCCAAAUUACGCGACCGAGAGCGAUUGUUCGGAAUCGGAUACAGCAAUGCACACAAAAGUAUCGCACGUUGUUGCUGAUGCUGAUGUUCAAGAAGGAAACCUAGAUAAGGAACGUAUAAGACCACGGAAAGGCAGAAAAAGAAAACAUGCAAAUGUUAGUAGAAGCGGAAACAAGGAAAAUCGAAACAGCAACCGGGAUUACUUUAACUAUAAAGGGAAGAAAAUUCAAGCAAAGACUUUUAUUGAUUUUGACUGUAAAUGCACAAUGAAAUGCCACGACAAUGUUUCCUUAGAAAUCCGAAAGAUAGAGUUUGAACGGUUUUGGUCUUUGAAGUCAUAUGAUAGCCAAGUCACUUUUAUUGCUGCUGGUGUACAACAGUUUCCUAAGAAGAGAUUGUAUGGAAGGGAUCCUGAUAAGCGACAAUUUUCUCGACGAUAUAAUAUACACGGCCAAAUUGUUUGUAAAAGCAUCUACCUCAAAACUCUGGGCAUAACAUCUUUCAGGGUGCACACAGCUCUUAAAAAAUUUAGGGGCGUUAUUCCUAUUACAGAUCAAAGGGGACAAAAACAAGGGGGCUAUAACAAAUUGGCGGACGAUAAAGUUCAAAAAGUAGUGGAUCAGAUUAAUCGUAUUCCAAAGUAUACUUCACACUAUCGUCGAGAAGCGACAACGGCGCAAUUCCUACCACCAGAUGUAACAAUACAAAAGAUGUUUGAGAUGUACCGUUUGGAAACGGAAAAUCCUGUGAGCUUUAGUUCCUACAAAAAAAUUUCGCUCCACGACAAUCCUCACGAUAACCCAGACCGCUCAUUACACGUAUAG
Molecule: messenger RNA, 1188 nt
Organism: Photinus pyralis (common eastern firefly)
Lineage: Eukaryota; Metazoa; Arthropoda; Insecta; Coleoptera; Lampyridae
Exons: 3
Coding region: 1-1188 (395 amino acids)
Source: RefSeq, a predicted model, not a curated record